Populus trichocarpa (black cottonwood) is the source of this 2430-nucleotide messenger RNA. RefSeq names its product rab GTPase-activating protein 22. Lineage: Eukaryota; Viridiplantae; Streptophyta; Magnoliopsida; Malpighiales; Salicaceae. Gene Ontology annotation, biological process: activation of GTPase activity. Gene Ontology annotation, molecular function: GTPase activator activity. The transcript has 5 exons. The record is from RefSeq and is a predicted model, not a curated record. The coding region runs from base 497 to 2182 and encodes 561 amino acids.
UGAACACUGAAAAAGCAAUUGAAAAUUGAAAUAUCGAGAGAGAGAGAGAGAGAGAGAGGCCUUGGGGGUUUCUUCACUUUGGUGAUGGUGUUGUCGAAUCCAAAAAAGCAUAUACUCAUAUUUCCGCUAUCCCACAGUGUCAUCUCUGUCAUUUCACUGUUCAUGCUCUUCUCCUUCUCCACCGGUGGCGGUGUCUUUUGGAAAUGGGUUGUGUUCGCCGAAGCUAGCACUGGAAGCACCGGGUCAGGGAGGAAGGGCUGGAUUGUUGGUGGCGCUGGCGGUGGUUUCUGGGGCGCCGCUACGGCUCCAUCCAAUGUUGGUAUCGCCAUCGCUGUCACGGCCAUGGCCGGUAUCGCCUUGGCCGGCACCGUCGUCUAUUCUCGUAGGUAAAACAACAAAAUCAACAAUCAAAAUCCUAAUUCUUUCGAAUAACCGAGUAUCUAAUUCUAAAUUUAGAUUAACCGUCCCCAAAGAAACCCUAUAUAGAUAUAUCUAGAUGUUGAUGCAGCAGAAACCGUUGAUGAAAGCCUUAAGGCGAAGCCACACUCCUUCCUCUUCAUCUUCUUCGCCGUCAAAUUCCUCCUCACCGUCGUCAUCUUCAUCGUGGAUUCAUUUGAGAUCAAUUUUAUUAGUUGUUGCUUCCUCUUCAUCGUCGUCUUCAUCAUCUUCUUCCUCACCAGUUUCCACUAAUCGGGGUGGACUUAAAUCACCUUGGUCGCGUAGGAGAAGAAAACAAGCGCUUUUACCAAAGCAAUGGAAAAGUUUAUCUAUGCCUGAUGGGAAACUGUGUGAUGGUGGUGUUAAGUUUCUGAAGAAAGCACGAAGUGGGGGUAUUGAUCCAAGUCUUAGACCAGAGGUUUGGCCAUUUCUCCUUGGAAUCUAUGAUGUGAACAGUUCCAAGGAAGAAAGAGAUUGCAUCAGAGAUCAGAAAAGAAAAGAAUAUGAGAAUCUACGGAAACAGUGCCGGCGGAAGCUCAAACGCAAUGACAGGAGUCUUAAGGCCAAGGAAGCUGCUGAAAUCAGCAGUGCUGAGGUUAGUGGGGACUUGAGUCAAGUUAUGGAUUCUCCUAGAUUAGAAGAUGUUGCUAGUUCCAGGAGGUCACCUUCUGCUGAGCAAGGCAACUUAGCUGCCGAGGAUUCGGAUUGCCCCGACCAAGCCCCUCAGGACUCUGACUCAAUAUUGGAAGGAGAUGGUGGUAGUGUGGUCACUUAUGAAGAUGGCUUGGCUGGAGACACAGAGUCAAGUGAUUCUGAUUCCUCUGAAGAACCUGAAAUUGCAGAAUCUUUUCUUGCAACUGAAUUUACUGGUGAAAAUGAUUUUCAUCUGCCUUCUUGGGGGAAUUCCUCUCCCUCUGAGACAGAAAGCAAGUUGAAAUUGCAGAAAGAUGAGGAUUUUGCCACAUGGCAGAGAAUCAUGCGUGUUGAUGCAGUGCGGGCAAAUGGUGAAUGGAUAAUGUACUCACCAUCUCAGGCUGCAGUACCAGAGAUGAAGGCACGGAGGUUGGCUGAGAGUGUAGGGUUGCAGGACUAUGAUCACUUGGAGCCAAACAGGAUCUUUCAUGCUGCUCGCCUUGUUACUAUCCUUGAGGCAUAUGCACUUUAUGAUCCUGAGAUUGGUUACUGUCAAGGAAUGAGCGAUUUACUCUCACCCAUUAUUGCAGUGAUGGAGGAGGAUUUUUUAGCCUUCUGGUGUUUUGUGGGCUUCAUGAAGAAAGCUCGGCAUAAUUUCCGGCUUGAUGAAGUGGGAAUCCGGAGGCAAUUGGGUAUUGUUUCCAAGAUAAUCAAGUGCAAGGAUAGCCAUCUCUACAAGCACCUGGAGAAGCUUCAAGCAGAAGACUGCUUCUUUGUGUACAGAAUGGUGGUAGUCCUUUUCAGAAGGGAGUUGAACCUUGAUCAAACACUCUGCCUCUGGGAGGUGAUGUGGGCAGACCAAGCAGCAAUACGGGCAGGGAUUGCCAGGUCUGCCUGGGGGAGGAUGAGGCUAAGGGCCCCUCCUAGUGAUGAUCUGCUGCUUUAUGCAAUAGCAGCUUGUGUGCUGCAGAGGAGGAAACUGAUCAUUGAGAAGUACAGCAGUAUGGAUGAGAUCAUGAGAGAGUGCAAUAGCAUGGCUGGGCAGUUGGAUGUCUGGAAGCUUCUCGAUGAUGCUCAUGACUUGGUGGUCAACCUGCACGACAAGAUUUAAGAAAGAAUCUUUCUUAAGCCUCUCUCUCCCUUGUUCUCCGUAGAUUUCCAUUUUUUUUUCUCUUGUCCUUGUUGCGAUGUUCAGAUCCCUUCAAGACUAAGGGAUCUUCAGAUCACUUUACAAAUGCAACUUAAGGCAAUUUGUGUAAUGGGGUAAAUUAUGGAAUUACGAAUGCUGUGCCCGCACUCAGCCCACCUCGAGUGAUGGUGGCGUUAUUGCAAAAUUAGCAUUUCUGAUCUUCCUUUUCA